GCACUUUUAUAACAAGUGCUGUGUGAGCGUGGACACCUUGACGGAAGAGGAAGCCCUGGAACCAAAUGGAGAGCAACUUGCCCAGAGCUCCGAUCGGAGCAGGUGGCCAGCAGCGGGCGGCGGGGGCCCCUGCCGGGGGUCUGCAGCCGCUACCUGAGGUGGCCGAGCCCGAAGACCUGAACAAUGGGAAGGGAACCCAGAGCCAACCCAAACACCCUGCAAGAGCAAGAGAUGGAAAUGAGGCGCACUCAUUGGACAGCUCGCCGUCCUCCUCGGACAGCGAGGACGAGGCUCGGGGCAAGAGAGACAAGAGGAAGAAAAAGCUGAAAAAGAAGAGGAGGAAGAAGAAGAAGAAGGAUUCCAGCUCAUCGUCUUCCUCCUCCUCCUCCUCCUCCUCCUCUUCCUCCUCCUCUUCAGAGAGUGACAGCGAGGAUGACAAGAAGAAGAAGAAAAAGAAGAAGAACGAAGAAGGGCAGAAAGAGUAUGACCGGGACAAUGUCGUCAUAUGUAGUGCUGGUGGCCAAAUGGAGCAGCAGGAUGCAGGAGGUGUGAAGAUGAGCCAGGAUUUCAACUCCUCAGACGAUGAAGAUGACGAGAAGAAGGAGAAAAAGCAGCAGCAGAAGAAGAAGAAGAAGGACAAGAAGAAGGAUUCGUCCUCUUCCUCCUCCGACAGUGAGGACGAGAAGAAGAAGAAGAAGAAGAAGAAAAAGAUGAAGAAGAAGGACUCAAGCUCCUCUUCCUCAGAUAGCUCUUCAUCAUCCUCUGACAGCAAGGAUGACAAGAAGAAAAAGAAGAAGAAGAAGAAGAAAGAGGAGAAAAGGGAUUGCAGCUCCUCGUCUUCAUCCUCAUCUUCGGACAGUGAUAAAGAUGAGAAGAAGAAGAAGAAGAAGAAGAAAAAAGACAAGAAAAACAAAAAGAAGAAGGACAAGAAAAACGACGAAGAGCAGAAGGAGCUGUGCGGUGGUGCAGCGCUCCCCGCUUCUGGUGGUGAGACUGCGGGACCAUGUGCUGAUGGAGAGAAAAAGAAAGAGGACUCUGCUGACAAGGUCAAGAAGGAGCUUAAAGAGGAAGGAAGAGCAAAGGCGAUCCCUUGGGGAGGUGAGGAAGGCCACCUGAGUGAUGACGAGGAGGAAGGAGAGGACCAGAAGGAAAAGAGGAAGAAGAAGAUGUUGAAGAGGAAGAAGGACAAGGGUUCCGGCUCUUCAUCAGAAAGUGAUGAGGAUGAUGACAAGAAGAAGAAGAAGAAGAAGAAAAAGAAGAAGGAAAAGGACUCCUCCAGCUCCUCCUCUUCUUCAUCGGAUAGCUGCUCCUCAGAUAGUGAAGAUGAGAAGAAGAAGAAAAAGAAGAAGGUGAAAAAGAAGAAGAAGAAGAAGGAUUCUGGAUCCUCGUCAUCUUCUUCAUCCUCUGACAGCGAAGAGGACAAGAAGAAGAAAAAGAAGAAGAAGAAAAAGAAGAAGAAGAAGAAGAAAAAGAAGAAGAAGAAGACAACAAAGAAGAAGGAUAAGGACUCCUCCUCUUCUUCAUCCUCUGAUAGUGAAGAGGACAAGAAGAAGAAAAAGAAAAAGAAGAAGACAAAGAAGAAGAAGAAGGACUCUUCUUCAUCUGACAGCGACGAGGACAAAAAAAAGAAGAAGAAGAAGAAGAAGACGACAAAGAAGAAGAAGGAUAAGGAUUCCAGCCUUUCCUCUGAUAGUGAAGAUGAAAAGAAGAAAAAGAAGAAGAAGAAGAAGAAGGAGAAGUCCUGCUCUUCCUCUGAUAGUGAUGACGACAAGAAGAAGAAGAAAAAGAAAGAUAAGAAAAAAAAGAAGGAUAAGAAAAAAAAGAAGGGUUCGUCUCAUGGAUCGUCCAGCGAUUCAUCGAGUGAUGAUGACAAGAAGAAGAAGAAGAAGAAAGAUAAGAAGAAAAAGAAAGACAAGAAGAAGAAGAAGGACUCCGGUUCUUCUAGCAGUGGUGAUGACAAAAAGAAGAAGGACAAGAAGAAGAAAAAGAAGGACAAAAAGAAGGACUCAAAGUCCGGUUCAUCGGGUCCAUCGGACGGCAGUGACAAGGAGAAUAAAAAGGACAAGAAGGACAAGAAGAAGAGUUCUGGUUCAUCAGGAAGUGAAACUGACGAUAAGAAAAAGAGGCAAUGCCCUGAUGGCGAGCGAGGCGGCGAGCCCGGAUCGCAGGAACCCGGCGCCGGUCGGGGCGGUCUUUCAGCUCCCGGUGGCAGCUGCUCCUCACCUGCCCCCGGCGUCUCCUACGUGUCCCUCCCCUCCAAACCUGUUGUGAAGAUGGUUCCUCUGGGUCCAUCAACUCUCUCCCAGCCCUCUGUCCCCGCCUCUUCUGUCCCCGCCUCUUCUGUCCCCGCCUCUUCUGUCCCCGCCUCCUCUGUCCCCGCCUCCUCUGCCCCCGUCUCCUCUGCCCCCGUCUCCUCUGCCCCCGCCUCCUCUGCCCCCGCCUCCUCUGCCCCUGCCUCUUCUGUCCCUGGGUCCUUUGUCCCUGGGUUCUCAGUCCAUGGGUCCCCUGGGUCCUCUGUCCCCGCCUCCUCUGCCCCCGCCUCUUUUGUCCCUGGGUCCUUUGUCCCUGGCUCCUAUGUCCCUAGGUCCUCGGUCCAUGGGUCCUCUGGGUCCUCUGUCCCUGGCUCCUCGAGUGUCGGAGACAGGGCCCCCGUCCGUAGGCCUCCCAGCCCCAUGGAGUCACUGAUGGGGAGCCCGAGGCGCUAUGGCUCCUCCUAUCUCAGCUCAAGUGACCUAUUGAAAGGGCCCAAGCCGUACCAAUAAUGAGAUGGAUCAAAAUAUCUUGUAUUUUCCCUGGAAGCUGCUGGAUAAAAAUGUCCAAGUUGAGUAACAUGGAAAAUCACGUUUGCGUUUUUAAUCAAUAAAGCGCACAUGUGUAAUAAUAAUAAUAAAACCAUUCGAUGUGUCACGUC
Molecule: messenger RNA, 2911 nt
Organism: Pungitius pungitius (ninespine stickleback)
Lineage: Eukaryota; Metazoa; Chordata; Actinopteri; Perciformes; Gasterosteidae
Product: nucleolar protein dao-5-like
Exons: 27
Coding region: 66-2762 (898 amino acids)
Source: RefSeq, a predicted model, not a curated record